Molecule: messenger RNA, 1851 nt
Organism: Sander lucioperca (pikeperch)
Lineage: Eukaryota; Metazoa; Chordata; Actinopteri; Perciformes; Percidae
Product: interleukin-13 receptor subunit alpha-1-like
Exons: 10
Coding region: 409-1575 (388 amino acids)
Source: RefSeq, a predicted model, not a curated record
UGCUAAUAGCUAGCUACGUGUGUCUUGUGUUGGGUCACUGAUUUGAAGAGGUUUAACCUUCCCACUGGGACACUGCCAUUCCUUGCUGCCUGUCACAGCGCAUCCCUCCCCACACUCACGGCGACUCCUCCUCCUCCUUCCCAGUAGACCGAGCGGACGGACACCGCGGACCGGGGUUAAGGACUAGCUAGGUGCUUUUGGUGACUCUGUAUACCUUCCAUUUUCUCUUGUUGUUUUUCUUCUUUUUGAUAGACAUCACGUGGACUGUUUUUGCCUCCUGUAUGCAGUGACAUUAUCUGUUGGGCUCCAAGUUUUUGUUGUUGUUGUUGUACUCGGUGCUCGAGUACUUGAGGACUAAGGGAGUUGAAGCGCUUCCAGACGGAAUAAACCCCUCAGACGCUUCUAAACAUGGCUUUAACUCGGGAGUUUUUCACCUGCUUUCUAUGCACCGCCAUGACAACGGUAUACCACUGUGAAGCAACAGCUCCGCUUCCUCCUCCGACCGGGCUCAAGUACAGUUGGCUCGACCCGUUUACUGUCAACGUGUCCUGGCAGCAGCCCAGGGGUCUGCAGGUCGGGGAGGUCUUGUACAAGUACCGCCCAGUGAACGAUGAAACUGAUAAAUCUGUGGUGUGCACGGGAAAUUGGACAAAUUUCACAGGCCGCUUUCUCACAGAAGAGAUGGGCUCUGAUCGUCGGACGUACCACGUUUGGACCGUUAAAUCCUGUGAUGAUCGUUUGAAUGAGAGAGCACGUGCGGCCAUUACCGUUCGUACCCCUAAGCCCCGAGCUGAAGUGAAGGACAUCAGAUGUUUAAUCAACUCCACAGGAAUGAACUGUUCCUGGAGACCAGGGAAUCAGACCUUUACUCUCUCCUAUAGGGUUUAUGGUAAUUCUCCGGGGGAAAUGAAGAAGUGUGAUCAGCCUUACAGCAGUGGUUGUUACCUGAAAGUCGAUGCUGUCAACGACAUCUGCGUGCUGUUGGACACUGGAGCUGGACGGAGCACUUUUAAACCUGCACAUGAAAUACUUCCACAAAAGCUGAGCGUCACAGAAGAGGGAGAUAACUUAAUCCUGAGCUGGCCCCCUCCAGAGCUCUGUAAAAAUUUCUGGAUAUACGAGGUCUGCUACAAUAAAUGCAAUGAGCCCAAAGUAUGCUUGAACUUCACCACAAAGGGAGAGUCUGGGAAGAUGGCCUACGAUAAAAGAUGCCUUUACGAGUUCCAAUCCCGAGCCUGGACUAGUCACUACUGCCUGCCAAUAUUCAGCGGCUUCGGUGAUGUUGUAACUUAUGGUACCAAUGAGCCUCCUGACGGGACACUGACGGUGGUUGCCAUCGUCAUCCCCGUCAUUCUGUCUGCCUGCAUCAUUCUGUCCUGCUACUGCUUCAGGAGGCACCGCUCCAUUAUUUGCCCCACCAUACCGGAUCCUUCCGCAAUUUUCAAGGAAAUGAUGUUGAAUGGAAACAAAGAAUUUAAGACCACACCUGGGAGUCUGUACACGCCGGUGCCAGAACCCGUUGAACCCUGCAAAAUUACACUGUCCCCCAGGAAAACUCCUGACACGCACGUGUAGACUGCCUGCUGAGCGAAUUCAUCAAGAACAUUAACAGAGUGACUUAAAGGAUGAUUCCUAGGGGUUAAUAACACGUGUACCGAGUCGACUGUUCUCUGGGAUCUGUUUUGAUGGUAAUCGAAUGUGUCUCUAGCUUGAAACAAGCUAGCGCGAACCGCUGAUUAGCUUAACGCUAGGCUUUCAAGGCACUGGUAGAGUAAAAAGCAAUCGCUAUCUCCAUACCACUAACAAGUCUCAAAAUAGCACCACACAUCCACGGUAGCAUAAUGAGGGUCC